UUCCGCGUCCUCCCAUUCUGCCUUCGUUGGGCGCUCCCGUUACGAUCGCGCCUCGCCAUUGGCCAGAAAGCCCGGGAGGGCGCGCGCACGCCGCUGGCUUUGGCGCGAAGUGUGGUGCGGUAGUGGCGCUGUGCAGGUAGGACCGCCGCUGGAGCCGCAGCAGCGCCAUGUCGUCGCCAGCCUCCACUCCCAGCCGCCGACGGGGCAAGCGCGGCCGGGGCAGCAACCCCCCGACUCCACAAGAUGCUCGCUCUCCUCCUUCCCAGAAGCGUCGGACAGACGAUUCCACCUCCACCGGGGACCUGCAGCCCCUGCCCACGUCCCCGCCCGCCGACGUGCAGAGCCCCGGCGCCGCCGAUGCGCUGUUCUCCAGCCCGCCGCAGUUCCGCCACUCCGCCAUUCCUCUUGACUUUGACAUCAGUUCACCUCUGACUUACGGCACGCCCAGCUCCAGGGUAGAGGGUACCCCUCGAAGCGGUGUACGAGGAACUCCAGUCAGGCAGAGGCCGGAUCUGGGCUCUGUCCGUAAAGCCAGACAAGUGGAUUUACACUCGGAUGGGCUGGCUGAAGAUAUAGUUGCAACUGAGCAAUCUCUUGGACAAAAGCUUGUUAUUUGGGGAACAGAUGUUAAUGUGGCCUCGUGCAAAGAAAAAUUCCAGAGAUUCCUCCAGCGCUUCAUCGAUCCACUGGAUAAAGAGGAUGAAGACAUUGGCCUGGAUCUUAAUGAGCCACGCUAUAUGCAACGACUUCAAGAGAUUAAUAUGGUUGGGGAACCAUUCUUGAACGUAAAUUGUGACCAUCUAAGAUCAUUUGAUGAAAAUCUCUACAGGCAACUGAUCUGCUAUCCUCAGGAAGUUAUCCCAACAUUUGACAUGGCUGCCAAUGAGAUCUUUUUUGAUCGUUACCCCGAUUCAAUACUAGAGCAUCAAAUUCAAGUAAGGCCGUAUAAUGCACUGAAGACCAGGAAUAUGAGAAAUCUAAACCCUGAAGACAUUGAUCAACUCAUUACCAUCAGUGGCAUGGUCAUCAGAAGCUCCCAGUUAAUUCCUGAGAUGCAGGAAGCGUUCUUUAGAUGCCAGGUCUGCGCUUUCACCACCAGAGUGGAAAUCGACCGUGGCAGGAUUGCCGAACCAUCCGUGUGCAAGAACUGUAACACAACGCACAGCAUGGCGCUGAUUCACAACAGAUCCAUGUUCUCUGACAAACAGAUGAUCAAACUGCAGGAGUCUCCUGAAGAUAUGCCAGCUGGACAGACCCCGCAUACGGUGGUGCUCUUUGCUCACAAUGACCUUGUUGAUAAAGUUCAGCCAGGUGACAGAGUUAAUGUCACAGGUAUCUACAGGGCAGUCCCCAUUCGAGUUAAUCCCCGGGUGAGCAGCGUGAACUCCGUGUACAAGACCCACAUUGAUGUCAUACACUAUCGCAAGACAGACUCCAAACGCCUGCACUGCGUUGAUGAGGAAACUGAGCAAAAGAGGUUUACAGAGGAACGUGUGGAAAUGCUCAAAGAGCUUUCUAAAAAAGUAGACAUAUAUGAGAGGCUUGCUUUAGCCUUGGCUCCAAGUAUUUAUGAGCAUGAAGAUAUAAAAAAGGGUAUUCUGCUUCAGCUUUUUGGCGGAUCAAGAAAGGAUUUUACUCACACAGGAAGAGGCAAUUUUCGUGCAGAGAUCAACAUUCUUCUCUGUGGUGAUCCUGGUACUAGCAAAUCCCAGCUGCUGCAGUAUGUGUAUAACCUGGUUCCUCGAGGCCAGUAUACUUCUGGCAAAGGCUCAAGUGCAGUUGGUCUCACUGCCUACGUGAUGAAGGAUCCAGAAACACGACAGCUGGUUCUUCAGACAGGAGCUCUGGUACUUAGUGACAAUGGCAUUUGCUGCAUUGAUGAGUUUGAUAAAAUGAAUGAAAGCACAAGGUCAGUUCUGCAUGAAGUAAUGGAACAACAGACACUCUCCAUUGCAAAGGCUGGAAUUAUUUGCCAACUGAAUGCUCGUGCAUCUAUCCUAGCAGCAGCUAAUCCUAUAGAAUCACAGUGGAAUCCAAAAAAGACUACUAUUGAAAACAUUCAGCUUCCUCAUACGCUGCUGUCAAGAUUUGACUUGAUCUUUUUGAUGUUGGAUCCACGUGAUGAAGCUUACGACAGGCGCCUUGCUCGCCAUUUGGUUUCACUGUACUACCAAACAGAAGAAAAGAUGGAGGAGGAAUACAUGGACAUGGCAGUAUUGAGGGAUUACAUUGCAUAUGCUCGUAGCUAUGUAAAUCCCAGAUUAGGUGAAGAAGCAAGCCAAGCCCUUAUUGAGGCGUACGUGGACAUGAGGAAGAUUGGCAGUGGCAAGGGCAUGGUUUCCGCGUACCCGCGGCAGCUGGAGUCUCUGAUCCGGCUGGCGGAGGCGCACGCCAAGGUGCGCUUCUCGGAGAAGGUGGAGAUCAUCGAUGUGGAGGAGGCAAAGCGCCUCCACCGGGAAGCGCUGAAACAGUCUGCCACUGAUCCCCGGACCGGAAUCGUGGACAUCUCCAUCCUCACCACAGGAAUGAGUGCUACAGCUCGUAAGCGGAAAGAGGAAUUGGCUCAAGCCUUACGGAAGCUCAUCCAGUCAAAGGGUAAAACACCAUCUUUGAAGUACCAGCAGCUUUUGGAUGAUCUUCGAGCACAGUCUGAAACAGCUAUCACGAAAGAAAUGUUUGAAGAAGCACUUCGUGCCUUGGCUGAUGAGGACUUCCUGACUGUGACUGGAAAGACUGUGAGGCUGCUGUGAGUUACCCUGAGAGCCUGCUGUCACGACUUGUACUUUGCCUCACUCUAGACAGUGUCAGGCUGCAAGAUCUUUGAGAUUUGGGACUGUCAUCUACUGUGACAGGCAUAGCCUUUCCCUGCCAACCAACUGUCGUGGCUUCACUUUGCCUUACUAUAUUGCCACUGCAAGAUUUGCACUGCUUGGGCUAUCAUUUGCUAUGACAAGGGCAGUCCUGAUUUAGUGGCAUCACUGUCAUUAAAAGGUAUUAUGAAAAUCCUCAAUACAUCAAAAAUGCUAUUUACAUUUUAGGUAAAUGUAAUUACUAAUAUGGCAAGGGCUUUGUGGUUUUUUUGAGGUCUUUUAGAGCAUGGUAACAAUAUUACCUGUAUUUCCAACUGAAUUGCAAAAAUUCAUCUUAAAGGAGUUUUUAGUAAUUGCAAUUUUUACUGUUAGUAUUGCUGUAAGCUGAAAUAAAAUUAUUUGACUUAAA
This is a messenger RNA of Prinia subflava (tawny-flanked prinia), 3219 nucleotides long. RefSeq names its product minichromosome maintenance complex component 4 (gene MCM4). NCBI's taxonomy places the organism in Eukaryota, Metazoa, Chordata, Aves, Passeriformes, Cisticolidae. The transcript has 17 exons. Gene Ontology annotation, biological process: mitotic DNA replication initiation; DNA replication; double-strand break repair via break-induced replication. Gene Ontology annotation, cellular component: nucleus; MCM complex. The record is from RefSeq and is a predicted model, not a curated record. Bases 168 to 2750 code for a protein of 860 amino acids. Gene Ontology annotation, molecular function: single-stranded DNA binding; single-stranded DNA helicase activity; ATP hydrolysis activity.